Manis javanica (Malayan pangolin) is the source of this 3660-nucleotide messenger RNA. It is a transcript of the gene NAA50, whose product is annotated as N-alpha-acetyltransferase 50, NatE catalytic subunit. Gene Ontology annotation, molecular function: acyltransferase activity, transferring groups other than amino-acyl groups. Lineage: Eukaryota; Metazoa; Chordata; Mammalia; Pholidota; Manidae. Gene Ontology annotation, biological process: mitotic sister chromatid cohesion. Gene Ontology annotation, cellular component: NatA complex. The record is from RefSeq and is a predicted model, not a curated record.
CGCAGAGGGGGUGGGGUGAAAGGUCGCAGCGCAGCGGCGGGUCUGGCUGGUGGCGGCGGCGGGCGGGAGCCGAGUUCCCGGUGUGCACGUGUGGAGAAGCGACGGCACCAGCGCGGCGCCGAGAGACACUCCGACCGUCUCCGGAGACGCAAGGCCGCGCUCGACUCUCGCAGCCUCCGUCACCCGCUCAGCUCCCUGCCCUCAGCGAGGAGGCCGGCUUGUGGGUGUUGAGUGGCUCGAGCUUGAGGGCACGGAGAGCUCAGGGCGGCGACGACAACGGCGUUGAUAUCCUUCUUAACAACGGCCUCUGCAGGCGGGGAAGAUGAAAGGUAGCCGGAUCGAACUUGGAGAUGUGACACCACACAAUAUUAAACAGUUGAAGAGAUUAAACCAGGUCAUCUUUCCAGUCAGCUACAAUGACAAGUUCUACAAGGAUGUGUUGGAGGUUGGCGAGUUAGCAAAACUUGCCUAUUUCAAUGAUAUUGCAGUAGGUGCUGUGUGCUGUAGGGUGGACCAUUCACAGAAUCAGAAGAGACUUUACAUCAUGACACUAGGAUGUCUGGCACCGUACCGAAGGCUAGGAAUAGGAACUAAAAUGUUAAAUCAUGUCUUAAACAUAUGUGAAAAAGAUGGCACUUUUGACAACAUCUAUCUGCAUGUCCAGAUCAGCAAUGAAUCAGCGAUUGACUUCUACAGGAAGUUUGGCUUUGAGGUCAUUGAGACAAAGAAAAACUACUAUAAGAGGAUAGAGCCAGCAGACGCCCAUGUGCUGCAGAAAAACCUCAGAGCCCCUUCUGGCCAGAGUGCAGAUGCGCAGAAGUCAGAUAACUGAGCGAAUCACAGGAACUUUCUUGCACUUGCUUGUCGCCAAAUAAAAGAGAGGCCUAUUGAUUUCCCCCCUCUUUCUUUUAAGGCUUUCCUCCCUCCUUGUUCUUGUUUUUCCUUCUUUCUUUUCUUCCCUUUCCUCUAAAAGUUUUAAUACUUUCAAGAAUUUUUAAAAUUAAUCAUGUUUGGAUUGUUUUCAUUGUCUUAUUUUUGUGAGGUGGUUUUUCAUUGUAGGAAGGAGACGGUAUAGAUCUUUUAGUUUCACAGUUAAGAUAUAUGGUCCCAAAAAUUGGGGUGUGAGUUCAAAAUUUUUAGCUUUUUUUUUUUAAUGUACUGCUUUCACAUUGAAGGGCAGGGCCUACAAAAUAUUGUAUAUUUCAAAAGACAAAGAAGCAGCACCAAUAUCUUGUUCUCUAAUUCAUAGACAAGUUAGUGUUUGUGGUACUUUGGGUGUUUCCAGACUGUGGGAUACUAAUCCCUAGACAUUGCCUUCACGUCCCCUGUUGUCCUUCUGAGUACUCUCUCAGGAGUUGGACCAUUGAUACCCUUGAAAGAAAUACUAAGCUUAUUUUGUUUGUUUUUUAGGGGAUUAUUUUUUCUUUCCGAACUGGUGGAUGGAGGGUGGUUGGGACAGUUUGGGUGGAUAGUGUUAUACUUUGUCUCAGUAUUUGAGUUAAACUGCUUUUGCUAAUGAGAGAACAGGUUGUUAGCCGGUUUAUUUUUCCUGCUGUUGAUUGUUACUAGUAGCAUUAACUUUUAGAGUGUGGGCUGGUGAGAUUAAUUUUUUUUAAUAUCCCAGCUAGAGAUAUGGCCUUUAACUGACUUAAGAGGUUUGUUGUGAUUUACUUUUUUCCCUUCUGUCCUUUUUCUUCAGUAAACCCGUAAAAGGCUAACCUUAAAAACUGAGUUGAUGUCCUUGUAGAUCGAUACCCUUAAAUAAACCUGUAGCAGGUGUUAUUUCUUGGACAUAUUAAAAAAAUACUUAAAAGGAAGCUUAAAUGGACUUGUGGCACAAUAAAUGCAUAUAAUGUGAGCCAAUGCAGGCUGUUAAAAGUGGCCACUGAGCAUUUGAUUACACAUAUAGGAAAGAAUACGAGACAGUAUUUUUUGAGAAUAACAUAGCUGUGCUAUUAUUGCUUAUCUGUUGGAGAACAUCCCAGAUUUGCUUAUAUUCUGUGCCUAUGAUAGUGAGUGAUGGUGAGUUUAUGGAAUUGGGGGAGAGGGAAUUGUUAAACAUACUGCUUCUAUUCUUGGAAAAGUAGAAGUCUAGAAGUGUUAGUAAUGUAAACGUCACUGUGACCUCCUUUACUGACAGGACUCGUUUAUGCCAAAUCAUUUUCUGGCACAUAGGGAGUGACUUUGACGGGUUGAUAACUUUUUAUAAGAUAGAAGACAUCUGAAAUUUUCAUGUUUCCCUCCAGAGUCCCAGAUCCAAUAUUUAUAGUUUUCUUAAGUUGCCAAUACUGGUCGCCCAAGAAAUGUUCUCAUCAGAGUUUAAAACAAUGCACAGGGCUUUAAUUUUCUGUCAUUUGACUUUAAAAGGAAGUUAAUUCAUAUUUAUCCUCAUGUAAAUUCUGAUAUAAAAGUCUCAUCUCUAAAUAUGUUAAAUGACAAAAUUAUUUUACACAUUGUGUACAUUUUAUAAUCUUGAGUUCUUAUUUGAGAAUGUGAAAGUACAAAGUAUAAUAGACUUCAAUAGUCUUAAUUGAGUGCCAAGAACAAUACAGAAAAGGAAGGUAGCUGAUGAGUUUAUAGGGUUCUAAUCUUGAGAUAGUAAAAAUUUAGAAAUACCAUCCUGGUUUCUUGGGUAUCUGUUUCUUAAGGAGUCCAAAUAUAAGCUUAGAAGAAAAGUUUAACAUUAAGCAUCUUUACCUUCAUGGAUAAGCAUCAGCUUGCUCUUGCCAAGAGAAGAGUUACUUGAGUUGCAGAAGGCAUAAUUAGUUUGAAGAAUUCAGCCUUUUUGUAAAUUUCCGUAUGUCAGAAUAGAUUUGAUACAUAAAUGAGUUUUCCGAGAUGACACUGCCUCUAUUUCUAUAACCAUUUCACCUGGACUAUCUAAAAGUCCUAUGAAUGUAUCCCUAAAUGUGGUUAUUGAAAACCGAAUAGCUGCCUCAUGACAAUUUAAGUACAUGUUAUUUAAGGAGGAAAAUACUAAAAUUUUGAAUUGAGUGUGUAGGCUCCCUAUUAUUACAGUGCUUCUUUUCCAUGUUGGUCAGUGACUUUUACUUAAAUUGUAAAUGUCUGUAAAGGGUUAUUUGUCCCACAUCAAACUUGUGUUAAAUAAUUCCAUCCACUUACGGAGGAGGAUGCAGGAGGGAUAGAAGCUGCACACUGCUUCAUAUGCUUGGGAGUCAGUAAAGACUGAAAUAAUGUCCCAUAUUGAGUUGGUUAUUAUAAAAUACAGUGAAAAUUAUCAUGAGGUAAAAAAAUUAUUUUAACUGAAAGAUCACGGGAUAUAUCCAUAUUUUGAGGACAGUUUUUACUGUAGGGUAAAUAAGAAUUAUACUGUGUGGUAAUUGCAUUUAGGUUCUGAAGAAAAAAAUCUGCAGAGAAAUCUAUGCAAUAUAUAACUUGUCCAGAUUAGUUUUCAUUUGGGGGAAGAAGUUCUGCAAUAUUCCCAAAGCAGUUUACUCAUCAAUUGAAAGUCCUCCAAAAACAGAACUUGGGAAACCGUGGUAUGUGGGGUGGAAAAGAAAAGCUCCCUCAUUUUUUUGGAGGGAAUAACUAUAAAAAUACUUAAAUGGCUAAGUUUAUUUGGUGCAGUUAAGAAUUAAACUUGUUAAUUUUAACAUUGCUGUUACAUCUGAAAUAAACGAUGUGAUGUUCUGGUAGUAA